Messenger RNA from Lactuca saligna, 3726 nucleotides. The record is from the annotation of a GenBank genome assembly. NCBI's taxonomy places the organism in Eukaryota, Viridiplantae, Streptophyta, Magnoliopsida, Asterales, Asteraceae.
AUGGAGCCUUUCAAGUCGUCUCCAUCUUCGUCAUCUUCUGUACCAACUGGAAGAUGGACACAUGAAGUGUUCCUAAGCUUUAGAGGCGAAGACACGCGCAAUAAUUUUGUAGAUCAUCUUUAUACUGCUCUAAGUCAAAGAGGAAUAUCUGUGUUUAAAGAUGAUCAGGCGCUCGAUAAAGGGAAACCGAUCUCCAGGGAGCUGCUGAAAGCCAUUGAAGAAUCGAGGUUUGCUGUGGUUGUUUUCUCUAAAAACUAUGCGGACUCUUCAUGGUGUUUGGAUGAGCUUGUCAAAAUCAUGGAAUGCCGAGAUCAGAUGAAACAGAUGGUUUUACCGGUGUUCUAUCACGUAGAUCCAUCCGAUGUGCGUGGACAGAAAAAUGACUUCGAUAGCGCCUUUCAGGAACACGAGGACAAGUUUAAGGGAGAGAUGGAGAAAGUGAAAAACUGGAGGAAAGCUUUAGCUGCAGCUGCCGGUUUGUCUGGCUGGCAUAUCAAGGAAACAGGGAAUGGGGGCGAAUCUGCCAUCCUCAGGGACAUUGUUGCAAAGAUAUCAAAGAGCAUACAACCUCGUGAUUUGCAGAAACAUCUAUUUGGUAUCGAGUCUCGGAUAGAUGAAUUAUACCCAUUAUUGGAUAUGGAAGCAACAGAAAAGGUCCACAUGGUUGGGAUAUUAGGAAUGGGGGGAAUUGGUAAGACAACUAUUGCUCAAGCUUUAUUCCGAAGAAUUCAACAUAAUUUUGAGGGUUAUAGCUUUGUUAAAGAUGUUAGAGAAAAUAGUUAUAGUAAAAAAGAUGUAUGUGCCUUGCAACAAAAAAUUCUAAGAGAAAUUUUAAAGCAAAUGGAUCCUGCUGGUAAUGUGAGUGUCUCUUAUCCAACUGUUGAUCCUGAAUACGGAGCCAACAUGAUACGUGAACGAUUUUGCCAUAAAAAGGUUCUUCUAGUUCUUGAUGACGUGGAUAAUAGUGAGCAGUUAGAGUUCCUAGCCAGAACACAUGAGUGGUUUGGUCCUGGAAGUAGAAUCAUUAUAACGACUAGAGACGAGCAUUUGCUAUCAGAUGCAAAUGUCAUCUACAGGCCUGAUUUUUUAAGUAUGAAUGAAGCUGCUGAGCUCUUCUGUUGGCAUGCUUUUCGGAAAAGUAGCCCUCCUGAAGCAUAUGAGGAGCUCUCAGAUCGUGCAAUACGCUAUGCUAGCAGCCUUCCUCUAGCCCUAAAAGUUUUAGGCUCAUUCUUCCAUGGAAGGCAACUAAGUGUGUGGGAAAGUGCUUUAAAUAGACUACGCAAAGGAUCAAUUGAUAAGAUUCAUGAGACACUGAAGUUGAGUUUUGAUGGACUGGAUGCUUCUGAGAAACAUAUAUUCCUAGACAUUGCAUGUUUCUACAAGGACCAAUAUGAAGAAUAUGUAACUAGAGUACUCGAUAGCUUUGGUUUUGACCCGGUGAUAGGGAUUAGUGUUCUUAUUGAAAAAUCUCUUAUAACCGUUUCAAACAAAAGGCUACAUAUGCAUGAUCUCAUACAGGAAAUGGGUUGGCAAAUAGUUUAUGAGAGUUUCCCGGAUAGCAGGGUAUGGAAACCUGAACAUAUUCGUAAAAUCGUCAAGGAAAAGAAGAAGCUAAAAGCAAUAGAAGCCAUGAUGAUGGUGGACAAUGCAUGCCAUGUUGAUGCCUAUGUUUUUGAAAGCAUGCAAAAUCUUCGGUUGCUUGAUAUUGAUGGGAAAUUCACUUCUACCCAACCUAGAUUUCUCCCUGAUGAGUUGCAAUGGCUUUGUUGGACCAAGUACCCAUUCUGGACUCUGCCUUUAACAGAUAUGUGUAAGCUUGUUGGGCUUGAAAUAGCCGGUGGAGGCAUGAAACAACUAUGGAAGGGACGAAAGAUUCUACCAAACUUGAAAUCUAUCCACCUCGAAGGCAUGGACAAGCUCACAUCAUUUCCAGAUGUCUCCGAGUCUCCAAAUAUCGAGAGGCUAAUUUUGUCAGGUUGUAGGAGUUUAGUGGAGGUUCAUGAGUCUCUUGGAUCUCAUAGACGGCUGGUCUACCUGGACAUGAAUGGUUGCAAAGGGCUCAAGCGUCUCCCAUCCGGUCUUGAAAUGGAAUCCUUGGAGAAUCUAAUUCUCAUUGGAUGCAAGAGGCUUGAAAGAUUCCCAGAAGUCUCCCCAUGGUGUUCGAAUCUUGAGAACAUACCAAACUCUAUUUGUGAGUUAAGGUGUCUUAAAUUCAUUUCUCUUCACAACUGCAUGAACCUGAAAAGUUUUCCAAAUGAGCUUGGAAGCAUGAGAAUGUUAGAAGAGCUGUGGCUAGGAUUUAUGUGUGAUAUUGUUAAAUGGCCACAUAUGUUUGUUGGCUUUCGUAGUUUGACAAGUUUGUCUUCUUUGAAAAACCUAAAUCUAAGUUGGAGACAAAUUGAAGAGGAAAGUUUCCCCCAAAAUCUUGAUGAAUUAUCCUCCCUGGAAGAAUUAUGUUUAAGUGGCAACCAUAAAUUAGUCGAGUUACCUGCAAGCAUCUGCCAUCUUUCUCGUCUUAGACGCCUAGAGGUGAAUGGGUGCUCCCGACUUCAAAGACUGUGUGGGCUCCCAUCAAGCAUACAAGUAUUGAAGGCAAAUGAUUGUAUCUCACUGGAAAAGAUCGGAGAUCUAUCAAAAGAGGGUGACUGCUUGUAUAAGAUAUGGCUGGGUCAUAACCAGAAACUCUUAGAGGAUGAAGAGAAUCAAAGAUACCUUGAUAAGAUGCUGCAACUAUCUUUCAUUAAGAAAUGCGCUGCUGUAAAUCAUCGAUUAACUAUUACUAUCCCUGGAAGUAUGAUUCCAAGCUGGUUCGAAAAACAAAUGGACGGGUGCAGAAUAGGACUGGAGUUGCCUCAAAAAUGGCAUACUGAGAUCAUGGGUUUCGUGGUAUGUGGCGUGUUUACUUACCAGUGGUGGAGAUAUAGGCAUCCGCGCAUCAUCUUCAGAAUUACAAAGGAUGGAGCUGCCAUUCCUAAGCCGGAGGUUAAUGCAACUGAAACAGCCGAGAAUACAAAUGUGUGGAUUAGCUAUAUCCCGUUGGAUUUCUUUCAGCAGAUGUACCAUGAUAUUCAACCUGAAGACUGGUCUCAUAUUCAAGUGCAUGUUGAUGAUAUGCAUCUUCGAUAUGAUGAAAUUAUAUCUGGCAACACUCGCGUUUAUGAAGAAAAGUUUGAUAUGAAGAGCUUGAUGCCUUUAAGAAGUAGAACCUCAGCAAGGCGCAACACGGAGCACAUAUUUUGUUUCAAACCGUCUUACUUUGAUGUUGGUAUCUUGUCCUUUUAUUCCAAGGCCAAGGAUUUUUUGCUGUCCACUAUUCGAAGAAAAUGAUACAAAUAACAAUUACAGUCGACAAAAGUAACAACUGUGAUUCCUUGAGGCUGAAAGCAAACUUGAAGAUAACUAUCCGUAUAUUUAAGUUGUUCUGUCCAAAAUCCAGCGAGUACACUACAAGACUGUCUUACAUAGGUCGAGGAGGCUGUAAGAAAACCCCAAAAGUAUACUUAAGAAUUUAUACUAUAUGCAUUUCAAAGUACUAUAUUCCUGGAAUUUUCAGUUGCUUGUUUUAUAUAUAAAACUAAAGACGCUUGUUCUGGGAAUCCCAAUUUCUUUCUUUUUUAUGUUUAAGAGAAUCUGUGUAUUGAAGAUGAUAUGUGCUUUGUUUGAAAGAAGCUAUGUAAUAAUGAAUAUCGUAUAUGUGCUUUGCUUGAAUGAAAUUAUGGAGUUUCC